This is a messenger RNA of Penicillium macrosclerotiorum, 1344 nucleotides long. RefSeq names its product ANP1/MMN9/VAN1 family protein. Gene Ontology annotation, biological process: protein N-linked glycosylation; cell wall mannoprotein biosynthetic process. The record is from RefSeq and is a predicted model, not a curated record. Bases 1 to 1344 code for a protein of 447 amino acids. Gene Ontology annotation, cellular component: mannan polymerase complex. Gene Ontology annotation, molecular function: alpha-1,6-mannosyltransferase activity. NCBI's taxonomy places the organism in Eukaryota, Fungi, Ascomycota, Eurotiomycetes, Eurotiales, Aspergillaceae. The transcript is spliced from 4 exons.
AUGAACAGGCAUAACGCCUUUCCGAAGGGCUCCUCGGCCUACCCCCGGGGUUCCGCCUUCUCGAUCUCUCCCAAUCGUUUCCAACCUCGAUCCCAACCUGCCCUUCGCCGCCGCCGACAACUCUUCCAACGCUUAAUCCUCCUCGGUGUGGUCACCCUCCUCCUAGUGACUUUCAUCUUCCCAUCUUGGCGCGCCGCCAUCCUCCCGACCAUUUCCUUGGGCCUCCUCCAUCCCUCUGAAGACCUCCAACUGCAAACCGUCCGCUACUAUGACCUAUCCGAAGUGCAAGGCACCGAGAAGGGCUGGGAGCGUGGGGAGCGUGUGCUCAUGCUUACCCCGCUGCGAGACGCCUCCUCCCACCUGCCCAUGUUCUUCUCGCACUUGCGCAACCUUACCUACCCGCACAAUCUGAUUGACCUGGCCUUCUUGGUAUCGGACUCACGCGAUGACACCCUCGGCAUGCUCUCGCGCAUGUUACAGGAAGUGCAGAACGAUCCCGACCCCAAAAUGUCCUUUGGCGAGAUUUCCGUGAUUCAGAAGGACUUUGGCCAGAAGGUGCAGCAGGAUGUGGAGAGUCGACAUGGCUUCGAGGCGCAGGCGAGCCGGCGGAAGCUGAUGGCUCAAGCCAGGAACUGGUUGCUGAGCGCGACACUCCGGCCCACCCACAGCUGGGUCUACUGGAGAGACGCAGACGUGGAGACGGCGCCGUUUACGAUCAUCGAGGAUCUCAUGCGACACAACAAGGACGUGACUGUCCCGAAUGUGUGGAGACCGCUUCCAGAUUGGCUUGGUGGAGAGCAACCAUACGAUUUGAACUCUUGGCAAGAAUCAGAAACAGCUCUUGCACUCGCUGAGACCCUGGAUGAGGACGCUGUCAUCGUGGAGGGAUAUGCCGAAUAUGCAACCUGGCGGCCUCAUCUGGCCUAUCUCCGUGAUCCCUACGGAGACCCAGAUAUGGAGAUGGAAUUGGAUGGCAUUGGCGGUGUCAGUAUUCUGGCAAAAGCUCGUGUGUUCCGAGCCGGCGUUCACUUCCCUGCCUUUAGCUUCGAGAAGCAUGCUGAAACAGAAGGCUUUGGCAAGAUGGCCAAACGAAUGAAGUUCUCCGUCAUUGGAUUGCCGCAUUACACUAUCUGGCACUUGUAUGAGCCAAGUGUUGACGACCUGCGCCACAUGGAAGAGAUGGAGUUGGAGCGCCAGGCUCUCGAAAAAGAAGAACGCGAGCGUGAGCUUGCUCAACAGAAAGAAAACAGCCGAUCUAAACCCCAGACCCCCGCCAAGGGCUCUAGCGAAGGCUCCGCUUCUCAGCCUGAAAAGGAUUCUGGAAAGGGCUCCUCCAAGAAGUAG